Molecule: messenger RNA, 1023 nt
Organism: Salvia hispanica
Lineage: Eukaryota; Viridiplantae; Streptophyta; Magnoliopsida; Lamiales; Lamiaceae
Product: protein ABIL2-like
Source: RefSeq, a predicted model, not a curated record
CCAACUUUGUCUACUUAUUGUUUUCCUACAUGUUUUUUGUUUAGGUAGCUUUACACAACCAUUCCUAAUUGGCCUUAGUGCCUGCAAACUGUUAGAGAGAGAGGAAUGGAUUCAAUCAGUGCCCCUCAGAAGGCUUCCAACUAUGAUGAAAUUUUUAUGCAGAGUAGUUUGCAAUUUGCAGAAAGCUUGAAGGAUCUGAGAACUUUAAAGAAACAGUUGUAUUCAGCAGCAGAGUAUUUUGAGUCUUCUUAUGAUAAAGAUGAUCGCCAAAUACUUGUGAUGGAAUCGUCGAAAGAUUAUGUUACGAAAGCUGUGGUGAGCACUGUCGACCAUUUGGGGUCGGUAGCUGAUAAGCUCAGUAAAUUCUUGGAUGAAAAGGCUAAUGAGUUCUCCGCAACAGAUAUUAGAAUUUCUUGCAUUCAACAGAAACUAAGCAAAUUUCAAGGAUUCAUCGACUUGAGAGGCGUAUCACGACACACGUUAAUGGUAGAAGCUCCCAAGCACCAUAAGCAGUACAUUGUUGCAGAUAAUCCAUCUGCUAAAGCCUUUCAAGCAGCACGACUAAAGCCUCAACCACCGUUAUCAAGAAAAGGACACCCGAUGGUUCCUUCAGAUGAACCAUCUCAAAAUCAUUCCCACUUUCCCUUCACGCGAGCCAUGUCUAAGAAAGAUACAGGGAAGCGUUCAGUUUCACCACUUAGUUUUCCGCUCAAGAGGUCUGGAUCGUCUGCAUACAGAUCAGUCUCUCCUACCCCUUUGUACAGUAAUCAACAGAUGCAAUGGCAGAGUCCAUCAGAGCCACGAAGAGCUAUGUCAGUGUGCAGAAUAGGGGGCGUGAAGAGGGAAGGACAGAUUGUAGAGUCAUAUACCAAAAGAAGUAAGAAUCUGUUCCGAGCUUUGCUUAAUGCUCACCGGGCAAGAAAGGAGAAUCAUAAGCUGCAAAUGAUGUAUAGAUAGAUAGAAUUCCCUUUGGCUGCUGUACAUUUCUUUUCAAGUAAUAAAGGGUUCCUAGCUUGUGCUAUA